GCGACAACAUUAAUCAGCAGACAAUUCGCCUCCUUCACACGUGUUCACGCACAGAACACGUGUUAUUAUUGACACAUCUCAUCAGGUAUCCGUCAGUGUGCGUUGGACCUUCGUAACGAACAGACAACACGCGAUUGUUCUAAGUUUGAGACAACACAGAGCACAUAGCCUCUGUGCGUCGUGCAAAAAACAUCAUCGGCUCCCAGAGACGGCACUGUGAUCGCCUCUUGUUCUCUGACUUAAACAUUAAUUUGAUUAAAUUUGGCUGACUGAUAGCAGCAGAAGUGCUGCAGUGAGGGGCAACCGCUUGACCGGUUUCAUCAUUACCUGGGACUCAUCAGCACAGUGAGUAACCAGCAGGGAACGAAAGGCUGCAUGCAACGUAACGGGAACGUGUCCCGCACCACGCCGCACUCGCCUCCAUCCUCGAGACUAAGGACCAGGACCGUGAUAAGGAAAAACAAUUCUACUGCAGUAUAUACAUAAUAGGCAACGUUUCAGGCGAUGGGCCUUCAUCGCAUCAAAUGGGAGAUGAUGGUGUUGAUGAUAAUGGAUGACGAUACGUGAAUGUGGAUCAUGAUGAAUUGAUCAUUCCAAGUGGGUGACGACGAUGGUGAUGAUUACGAAAGAUGUGAACGGAUGAUGACGAUGAUGGCGACACAUUGUGAACGAGUGCGGCGAUGGAGAGACGUGACGAUGAGCAGCGUGGGUGACCGCGAUGAAUAUUUGACGGCGUGGGUCACGGAGGGCAGCCGCUGCUGCUGCUCUUGCAUAGACGAUCCCUCAUUAGCAAGGGUCGGCCUGUGCCACACACACGCACACACAAAGACAAAGGUCCCACGUAUAGACUGUUGGGGCAAGUGCUGUUUGCGAUAAGCACUUAUGAGAGGCGGCACGGCACACCAGAGGAUGGGGUGGACAAAACCACGCCAGGUCACCAGCUGUGCCUCCCCAGUGCUCACGUUUACGCACCACCACGCCAGGUACUCAUUUGAGGGCGAGUCGACCUAUGCGGAGGCCAGGACCGGUUCAGAUAAUCGUCAUUGGUGUUGGCCGCGAAAGAAAUCCGAACUAGGGUCUGGCCACCACUCCCCACACACGGACACACAAACACUUCAACGCGUGCAUCAAUAACACUGCCUUAAUAGGAAUACAAAAUUACGUAAAUAUAUUGUAUAUAUAUAUUUUAAGGCCACACAGUGAUGGUGUUGUUAUUAUUGUCGAAUGUGCCCGAGUGCUUCUUAUUUGUUGUGCUUGUGCACCACUGCCUAUGCAGCAGCAGCAGCGGCGGCGGCAGCAUCGCCAGAUGAUGUUUAAUACGCGGAGACUGACAAACACCGCACAGCGCCUUCCUCACCCCACCUCCUUCUCCCGCCCCUCGCCACCCAACGGUAUCCAUCGCACGCAUGCGCGAAGCUGCACAAGGGCAGGCAGUGUGCGACACUCCUAUCCAUCAUAGAGCCCGCCACCACCGCCGCACCAUCAGCAGCCACCAUCACCAUCACACAGUGCUAGCUAAUCACCAUCACCGCACCAUCAGCAGCCACCAUCACAAUCACACAGUGCUAGCUAAUCACCAUCACCGCACCAUCAGCAGCCACCAUCACCAUCACACAGUGCUAGCUAAUCACCAUCACCGCACCAUCACCAGCCACCAUCACACAGUGCUAGCUAGCCACCACCACGACACCAUCAUCACUCCCACCUCGCUGUUACCACCACACACUAUCAGUGAUCACCACCAUCGCACCUUUAUCACAACCAGCCCUUCAUUCAUCCGUUAUCGGAGCAGCGGACACGCGCUAAUCGGCAGACGCAGCCCUUGGAGGGGGGGGGGGGGGAGAAGCCGGGGUGGGAGAAAGGGGUGGGAGGGGGGUCUGCAACGGAGAUCACGCCGAGGGGAUCACGCCGAGAUCACGCCGAGAGGACCCGGGGAGGGAGCAGGAGCAGGAGGAGGAGGCGAUGGACUCGAGGACCCCUGGCCGAGGGGACGCCCCUGGGCACCCGCCCCCGCGCUACGGGGUGCGCUCCUACCUGCACCAGUUCUACGACGACUGCACGGGCGGACGCGGCGCCACCGCCUGGGACGGAGCGGCCCACGGCGGCGGCGGCAGGAGGAGCAGCCACGCGGGCAAGGGCUCCUCGGGGAGUCGGGCCGCCGGCUGGCACGUCACGCUGUGGAAGCUGUGCCUACUGACCGGCGUGCUGGUGACGAUGACCGGCGCGGCGCUGCUGGUGGCCGGGCGCGUGGUGCCGGCGCGCAUCGAGGAGUUCGGCAAGGACGACUUCUUCGUGGUGGACAGCCGCGCCGUCGCCUUCAACCGCGUGCUCGACACGUGCCGCGUGGCGGGCGCGGCGCUCUUCUGCCUGGGCGGCGCCGUGGCGGCCGCGUGCUGCCUGGGCUGGCUGCUGGCGCGCUGUGGCGGCGCGAGGGGCCGCAGGGGGCCCCGGCACGACUACCGCUACCGCGGUCACCGCGGUGGUGACGACGACGACGGUGCUGAUGAUGAUGAUUGUGACGCUACUGAUGAUGAUGACGAUUGUGAUGACGAUGGUGAUGACGCGCAAGCUGCUGCUGCUGCUGCCACCGCCGAUGAAUGUCAGCGAUUCGGCAAGAAGAUGAAGAAGCGUCGCGCUGAUGGUGGCGGCGAUGACGGCGCUGAUGGUGGUGGCGGCGAUGACGGCAGGCAGGACGCGGUGGUGAAGAAGGAGCCUGCCCGGGGCGUCACUCUGCAUCCCAGUUCAGCCACGGCUCGUUCCGCACCCCCCUCCACAUCCGCCUCUCUCUCCGCUCCCGGCCACGUGAUGGUGCCUUGCUCCCUUGCACGUCUUCUCAACGUGCAGCCAGCGUCUUAGCGACUUCGUGAGGUGGACUAACUGGGCGGGGGUGUGAGGUUGACUAGCU
This is a messenger RNA of Petromyzon marinus (sea lamprey), 2905 nucleotides long. RefSeq lists its product as uncharacterized. NCBI's taxonomy places the organism in Eukaryota, Metazoa, Chordata, Hyperoartia, Petromyzontiformes, Petromyzontidae. Gene Ontology annotation, cellular component: neuron projection; neuronal cell body; transport vesicle. Gene Ontology annotation, biological process: nervous system development. The record is from RefSeq and is a predicted model, not a curated record.